GGUUUUGGGAAGCGCGGGCUCGAGCUCUGCCCCGUCCCUCAGGCCGGCGGGGUCCGGGGCCUCCCGCCGGGAACGCUCGUUCGCCCCGGGAAUUCAGUCUAUUACAGUAAAAGAAAAUGUCUACAUCUAGCAUUGCAGCAAGAGUGGAAACCUGGCUUUCAUCCAAAUGGCACGUUAAAGUUCCUUUAACAUGGCUGGAAGCAUGUAUUAAUUGGAUCCAGGAAGAAAAUAGUGGCAGUAAUUUAAGUCAAGCUCAGAUUAACAAGCAGGUAUUUGAGCAAUGGCUUCUUACCGAUCUGAGAGACUUGGAAUAUCCCAUUUUGCCUAACUGCAUCUUAGAUACUCCCAAGGGAGUGUUAUCAGGCUGCUACUCCAUACAGAUUGAUUCACUGGUGGAUGUUAGCCAGCCAGCAUAUUCACAGUUGCAGAAGCUAAAAGGGAAAAGCACUGUAAAUGAAGAAGUAACAGCCAGUACUCAGGCAUUCCAAAAGCCCUGGGAAGCAAAACCUACUCGAAUGCUGAUGCUACAACUAACAGAUGGCAUAAAUCAAAUUCAGGGCAUGGAGUACCAACCGGUGCCUGUUCUCUGCAGUAAUCUUCCUCCUGGAACAAAAAUUACUGUACAGGGCAAUAUUGCAUAUCGUCUUGGAGUUCUUCUGCUUAAGGCAGAAAAUAUAAAACUGUUGGGGGGUGAGGUUGAUGCUCUUCUUGAGGAUUAUUGUCAGGAAAGAGUCCUUGCUAGAUUAAUUGGAGAACCUGAAAACCCUAAUUCUGUUGGACAAGCUGGACAUGAACAGAUUUUUCCAAGACCUUUGGAUGAAUUAGAACAAACUCUUGGCCCUUCAGAUGAAGAGCUUUUAGCCAGCCUUGAUGAAAACAAUGAACUUGCUUUAAACAACAGAACAUCUUUAGAAAGUGGAUAUUAUAGUAGAAGCAACAAUUUUAAUACAGCCUCAGUUUCACUGACAGCACACAAUGGAAAUGUUUUGCUACAAAAGUCUGGAAGUCCUUUGCCUCACUCAGAUGAACAAGUUUCACCUCCCAUAGAAUACGAUGAUGGCUUUUUAGAUGACUUUCCUUUAGAAGAUGACUUUCUUCUGGAAGAGGAGAUGCAAAGAGAAAUGGAAGAAGUGCCACCAGUGGACACAAACAGAAACAUAGGUUUAAUUACUGGCAGACUUUCACAUAUAUCUAGAAGCUCUUGCAAUUCUUCUUUAAAUGGCAGUGGUGAAAAAGACAAUGUGAAUGAAAGAGAGAAGCCCAGGGAGGCAAUCAGCAAGGAAAAGAAAAUGGGAAGGACAAUAUUUGAUGAAGAUGGAAAUGGCAUGAGUGACUUUUUGCAGCACAGGGGCUUACAUCAGACCUGCAGUUCAUCAGAUUUUUCUUUGGAAAAUCCUCCUGAGGAAGGGCAGAAUUAUAGAGACGUAGAUGAGAGCAGAUGUAAACAGCAACACACUUCUGACAGCAGGGUAUUAAAUGAUGAUCCUGUCUUUUCCUUAAAUAUGGACCCAGAAGGAGAUCAGCAGAAAUGUGAUUCACAGAUCUUUCCUUGCAAGGCACUAGAAACACAUUUAGAUUUAGAUUCUCCACCUUUCACAUAUAUUUCCCUUCUUCUUGAAAAAAAACCAGAAACUGUUACAAUUCUGAAAGUUAAAUGUUUUAUUGUCACUCUUACUGGAAACCUCACAAAAAGCAGUGGGUCCUGGAGUAUAAAAGCAAAAAUUUCUGAUGGUUCUGCUUAUCUUGAAGUAGAUUUUGCUGAUGAUAUUCUAACAAGUUUGAUUGGCUUUUCAGUGCCUGAAAUGAAUAAGCUGAAAAAUGAUCCAGCUUCACGUCUAAAACUUAAGGAUGGUUUAGAGAAAUGUCAAAAAGAGCUGAUAGAUCUCUGUUGUUUGAUGACUAUUGAGUACAAUCCAUUUCAGUCUAAAGCUACUGUAUUAAUUCUCCAGGAUGCUGAUGCUGGGCAUCUAGAACAAUUGAAGAAACGUUUGAAUAAAUAACACGUGCAAACUUGCAGACUGUAUAUUAAAAAAUGUUUAAGUCAGAUUUCCCUUGAAGAGCUCUUGAAAGUUAAAGUUAAAUGGUGUGUCUUUUAUCAGGAAUUAGAAUGUAAAAGUCAGUCAAGGAGCAAAACUGGGCAGUUUGUUUCUUAUGGUGACAGUAUUGGAAUAAGAUUUCAAAUAUUUAUGUCUUAUUUUUUUUGUUCUGCAAAAUCCUGUGUAUUCUAGACUGGUAAUCCUGACUAGCAGAAUUUGUCAGAAAGUGUAUAACAAUGAACAACCAUCUUGUUAUUUUGCUUUUUCAGGUACUUACUUGAUUUUUAAAAGAAAGGUACAGGUGACAGUUUUUUCUUGGAGAAAAUCAGUUGAAUAAAUUUAAAUAAAUAAUUGUUCAGAUACAGUCCAUUCUGACUAUGCCAAUUUGAAGACUCAAAUCUAUAUUCACUGUGCAAGAACUUAAAAUACAUAGGAAUGAAAGAUUGUCUUCUAAAUAUUCAGAUGUGAGGAAAAAAAACCAAUCCUAUACAAAAAGGAGAGAAAAUUAAUCUGAAACAAAGCCAGGUAUUUUAAAGUGUUUAUUAGCAGAAGAUUAUUGUAACAUAUGGGAAUUCUAUUAUUUUUGUCAUGUUAAUUUUAAUCAUUGGUAGUAGUUUUGAAGCUGGAGGCAAACUCAUUCCUUAACUCUUAUGGUUACCUGACUAACCUUUUUGCAGUGUAGUCAAAUACUUGUGCUGCACACAUGUAUAGUAUAUUUAAUGUUGGUCUUAAUUUUGAUUGAUUUUUAAAAUAUUUUUUUUCUAAAAUAAUAUAUUAAGUUUUCAUUUAAAUUUUGGUAGAUGCUGCUUUGUCACUUUAAAAGAAAAAUAUAUAUUUUGUUUAAUGUAUAGAGU
Oenanthe melanoleuca is the source of this 2890-nucleotide messenger RNA. RefSeq names its product RecQ mediated genome instability 1 (gene RMI1). Gene Ontology annotation, cellular component: nuclear body; RecQ family helicase-topoisomerase III complex. Bases 117 to 2000 code for a protein of 627 amino acids. The record is from RefSeq and is a predicted model, not a curated record. Gene Ontology annotation, biological process: resolution of meiotic recombination intermediates; double-strand break repair via homologous recombination. Gene Ontology annotation, molecular function: nucleotide binding. Lineage: Eukaryota; Metazoa; Chordata; Aves; Passeriformes; Muscicapidae. The transcript is spliced from 2 exons.